GCGCCUGGGCGGGCCGGAGCGCCUGCGCAGCGGGCUGAGGGAGGCGCUGGGCGACAUGUUCCGGAACCCGGAGAGCGAGGGCGACCGCAUCGGCUCCAGGGCCAUGAAGUCCCCAGGAGGAGAAUCAAGCAAUCUUUUUGGAAGUCCAGAAGAAGCUGCUCCUUCCAGCAGGCCUAAUAGGAUGGCAUCUAAUAUUUUUGGACCAACUGAAGAACCUCAGAACAUACCCAAGAGGACAAAUCCCCCAGGGGGGAAAGGAAGUGGUAUCUUUGAUGAAUUGACUCCUGUGCAGACACGACAGCAUCUGAACCCACCUGGCGGGAAGACCAGUGACAUUUUUGGCUCCCCAAUCACUGCUGCUUCACGCUUGGCACACCCAAACAAACCCAAGGAUCAUGUCUUUUUAUGUGAAGGAGAACCAAAAUCAGAUCUUAAAGCUCCAAUGAGCGUCCCGUCUGGAGAAGAGCUAGCGGAGAAAGGCAGCGUUAGAGAAGUGGGCCUCGCCAAGGAGCACGUGCCCACGCCCCAGAUUGACAGCCAUGAGCCGCGGUUGGGCCCGCGGCCCCGCUCUCACAACAAAGUCCUGAACCCACCUGGAGGCAAAUCCAGCAUCUCCUUCUACUAAAAGAAGCUACUGCUUCACCUGUAGCCAGACAAGAAACUUCAGAAAUAGGGUAUCGAAUAUAUCAUUUCCUUUAGGCCAGAUGAGCGGGGUGGGAAAGGGUUGGUCGCAUGUGAGGCUGGCUGCUCAGCGUCUCCAUUGCCAUCCAAGAGCUACACAGAGAACCGUGCCUUCCAGACUGCUAAGAGACGCAUCUUUGUGGGGAAAGUGUGAUUCCCCUGGUCUUCACUCAUUUGUAGUUCCAGAUGUGAGAGGAACUCACAGAUGGGCGAGGGCAGGUAGGUGGUGCAGGGCCGCAGUGAGGCUUGGGCAAGUGUGCUCUUUUCUGUCCUUGCAUCAGCAGUCCAACAGCUGACAACAACUCAGAAUGACAGGAAGAAAUCCAAGGCAACCGUCUGUUGCAGUGAGAUGCAGCAGCAAGGCACAAGAAACACUGGCAACGCCACGUACCCUUCACCAGAUCGUUUCAUUCCUGAUUGACUGCUGCUAAGCCUCAAUGUGUCCAUUUCAUUUUAUCCCCAGUGUUUUAUACAGCAGUCUUUUCUUGAAACAUCUUGAUUGCUUUUCCUAGGCAGCUUUCACAAAAACCAAAAGGUUGUCCUCAGUCCUCUGCUUUAUGGGAGGAUUUUGUACCCUGAUUCUCUGAAGUGCCCAGUUUCUGCCGUCUGAAACCUUGACUGAUCUCAUGCCUUUCUCUCA
Molecule: messenger RNA, 1321 nt
Organism: Carlito syrichta (Philippine tarsier)
Lineage: Eukaryota; Metazoa; Chordata; Mammalia; Primates; Tarsiidae
Gene: JPT2
Product: Jupiter microtubule associated homolog 2
Exons: 5
Coding region: 56-625 (189 amino acids)
Cellular component (GO): nucleus
Source: RefSeq, a predicted model, not a curated record